AUGAAGCCAAAUGAGGCUGUCCACGUCACCACAAAUAAUCAACAUUUGGGUUUCUACAAGAUGAAGUGGACUAGGAUUCUGUCUGUUGUUGGGAUUCUAAAAGAUGAAGUGGAUCUGAUGGUGUCUGUGAUGAAAGCUAAGAAGGGGUCGUCUGCUGACAUUGGAGGUUUAGAAGCUCAGUUUCAGGAGAUUAAAGAAGCUGUUGAGUUGCCUCUAACUCAUCCUGAGUUGUAUGAAGAUAUUGGUAUUAAACCGCUCAAGGGUGUGAUUUUGUAUGGUGAGCCAGAAACUGGGAAGACACUGCUUGCUAUGGCGGUGGCUAACUCUACAUCAACUACUUUCUUGAGAGUUGUUGGUAGUGAACUGAUUCAGAAAUAUUUGGGAGAUGGUCCCACGCUUAUUCCUGAAAAGUACAAUCCGGCCACUUGGAUGCUUGAAGCUAGCUCCCUUGCCGCCGAGUUGAAACUUGGAGUUGACUUUGCUGAGCUAUACAACAACUCUUCUUUAUGCCAGUGA
Molecule: messenger RNA, 516 nt
Organism: Eruca vesicaria subsp. sativa (arugula)
Lineage: Eukaryota; Viridiplantae; Streptophyta; Magnoliopsida; Brassicales; Brassicaceae
Source: the annotation of a GenBank genome assembly